This is a messenger RNA of Musa acuminata AAA Group (dessert banana), 704 nucleotides long. RefSeq lists its product as uncharacterized. The transcript is spliced from 6 exons. The record is from RefSeq and is a predicted model, not a curated record. The coding region runs from base 167 to 391 and encodes 74 amino acids. NCBI's taxonomy places the organism in Eukaryota, Viridiplantae, Streptophyta, Magnoliopsida, Zingiberales, Musaceae.
AUACGCGUCUCCCCUUGGUUUAUUUGGGCGUGGGAGCAAACCCUCGCUUUCUUCCGUCCCCGCUGCUGCAACAGUUCCCUCGGAGCACUUGAAUAGGAUUUUUUGUUGCUCCACCUCCGAUCUCAAAUCGUUGUUUGAAGUGGAUUCUUAGCUGCAUUUUGUCAAGAUGGACACUAAGCACUCGGCAGAGAUGUUCAAGCAUUUGGAGAAACAAAGUGAUGUCCUCAUGGAUGCAUAUCGUUCAAUGUCACAUGAGUUGCAUCGUCUCCAGGUGGAGGAAGAAAUGCUUAUGCAGAAACUGUAUGAGCUCAUGCAUGCAAAAGGUCUGUUAAAAAAGGAAAAGAAAGGACACAAUGAUUCAAGUAAAGAUGCUACUAAUACAUCAAUGUAGGAAAACUGAUACACAAUUCUUGGUAGUCCAUCUUCAUGAUGAUGGUUGACCGCCAUCAUGUGAGAAGAGACAUGGUUGAUCGCUGGGCAAGUUUGUAGGGCCUUGUUGGUCUUUUCCUUUCCUUUUUGUUAAGUGAUCAAAAUUAGGUUUUGUUAUUUUCGGGGAGAUUGGGAGCUUAUGUUCUGAUACUUCAAUAGGUUGGGAAACAAUAAAUUAGUUAAUUCAAUUACAUUUUCGAGGAAGCUUUUUUUUUCUCCUCUCUCUUUGUACCAAAACUUAUUGAUUGGAAAAACGCAUCAGAUACCUUUCAAAA